AUGGAGAACGAAAAGGAAAAUCUCUUUUUUGAGCCUCAUAAAAGAGGACUGUUGAAAACACCUCUGAAAGAGUCCACUUCAGCAAAUAUAGUGUUGGCAGAGAUCCAGCCUGACCUUGGCCCUCUAACAACACCCACCAAACCCAAGGAAAUUGCCCAGGGAGAACCCUGGACACCAACAGCCAACCUGAAAAUGCUCAUCAGUGCUGUAAGCCCAGAAAUUCGUAACAGAGAUCAGAAAAGGGGACUGUUUGACAAUAGUAACGGAUUACCUGAGGCCAAAGAUUGUUUACAUGAACACUUAUCUGGAGAUGAAUAUGAGAAAUCUCAACCAAGUCGAAAAGAGAAAAGUUUGGGAUUAUUAUGUCAUAAGUUCUUGGCAAGAUAUCCUAAAUAUCCUAACCCUGCUGUGAAUAAUGACAUUUGUCUUGAUGAAGUAGCCGAGGAACUUAAUGUUGAACGGAGGCGCAUUUAUGAUAUUGUCAAUGUCCUGGAGAGUUUACAUAUGGUGAGCCGAUUGGCUAAAAACCGGUACACGUGGCAUGGUAGACAUAAUCUCACCAAAACCCUUGGGACGCUGAAAAAUGUCGGGGUGGAGAACAAGUAUGCUGAGCAGAUUAUGAUGAUCAAGAAAAAAGAACUUGAACAAGAGUUUGACUUUAAUAAGAGUUACACUAUAGAGGAUCAUAUCAAAUCAAAUUCUGGCUCAAAUGGACACCCAGACAUGUGUUUUGUCGAACUUCCUGGAAUGGAAUUUCGGGCAGCUUCUGUAAACAGCCGCAAAGACAAGUCUUUGAGAGUCAUGAGCCAGAAAUUUGUGAUGCUGUUUUUGGUGUCGACACCUCAAAUAGUAAGCCUAGAAAUUGCUGCCAAGAUUUUAAUUGGGGAGGACCAUGUAGAAGACUUGGAUAGAAGCAAAUUUAAAACAAAAAUAAGGAGGUUGUAUGAUAUAGCUAAUGUUCUGAGUAGCUUGGAUCUUAUCAAGAAAGUUCAUGUAACAGAGGAAAGAGGUCGAAAACCAGCUUUUAAAUGGACAGGCCCAGAAAUCAGUCUAAAUCCUGGUGGUCUCAGCCCAAUCAUCUCAGCCCCUGCAGAUGUGGAAAUCAAGCGGUCUUCAAAAGAGAAUUGUGCCAAAAACCUCUUUUCCACCCGUGGGAAAUCAAAUUUUACCAGACACCCAUCCCUUAUCAAACUAGUAAAGAGCAUUGAAAGUGAUCGGAGAAAGAUAAAUUCUGCUCCCAGCAGCCCUAUCAAGACCAGUAGAGCUGAAAAUUCUCAGAAUUCUGUUCCGGUCCCAAGUAAAAUGGCUCAGCUUGCAGCUAUUUGUAAAAUGCAAUUAGAAGAGCAAUCAAGUGAACCCAGAAAAAAAAUGAAAGUCCAACUGAUGAGAUCUGGUCAGUGCAAGUCAGUGGCCCCUUUGGACACCCCAGCAGGUGCAGAGCUGGAGCUGACAGCACCAUCCCUGAUCCAGCCCCUAGGGGUAGUCCCCCUGAUCCCGAGCCCACUAUCAUCAGCAGUGCCUGUGAUCCUACCUCAGGCCCCUUCGGGUCCAUCCUAUGCAAUCUACUUGCAACCUGCCCAGGCUCAAACUUUGACCUCACCCCACGGCCUGAGCCCAGCGAUCUGUCCUACCCCUUCAGCUAAAGGUCUGAGAUCAAACGACUCUUCAGAGUCCACCUCUGAGAAGUUGACCAAUGAUUCCUCUAAGUCCUAUACCUCUGCCGGGCCUGGAAGCUUGCUGCUAGGACAAGAAAGACAGGCUGCAAAGUACCAAGACCAGGAGCCAGCUGGUGAAAAGGGCUCAAAGAGAGCAAGCCUGCCUGAGGACAGUGCUUCCAAAAAGAAAUUUAGAGAUGACCUGAAAGGACUUGAAAAUGUUUCCACAACCUUAUUCCCGUCAGGAUACUUGAUUCCUCUCACCCAGUGUUCAUCCUUGGGGACAGAGUCCAUUUUGUCUAGUAAAGAAAACUCAGGUAGCUUUUCCCCAAACCACAGAAUCUACGGCUCCCCAAUCACAGGUGUCAUUCCAGUGACAUCAUCUGAACUCACUGCUCUCAAUUUUCCCUCUUUCCAUGUAACACCAUUGAAGCUAAUGGUCUCACCAACUUCUGUGGCCACUGUACCUGUUGGCAACAGCCCGGCCCUCACUUCAAGCCAUCCUGUUCCUGUCCAGAACCCGCCCAGCUCAGCCAUAGUAAACUUCACACUGCAGCACUUGGGGCUUCUCUCCCCAAGUGUGCAGGUGACUGCCAGCCCCGUACCCAUCCCCAUGUCUCCCCGAGUAGAGGCCGUUAGUGUCGCUCUGGACAGUACAGGCAUACAGCAAGGGAAGGCAACCAUAUCCAAUUCACCAGUUGCAGGCCAGAGCCAACUUAGUGGACAAUCUGUCUCUGGAUCAGGUGCACAACAGCCUGUUCCUGUGACACCUAAAGGGUCACAAUUAGUGGCCGAAAGUUUCUUCCGUACCCCAGGUGGACCAACAAAGCCAAAGGGCUCCCCCUACGUGGACUUCGAUGGUGCUAAUAAAACCUCCAUAGGAACACUCUUUGUUCCGCAGCGAAAACUGGAAGUCUCCACAGAGGAUGUCCAUUAA
This is a messenger RNA of Suncus etruscus (white-toothed pygmy shrew), 2592 nucleotides long. RefSeq names its product E2F transcription factor 8 (gene E2F8). The transcript is spliced from 12 exons. The coding region runs from base 1 to 2592 and encodes 863 amino acids. Gene Ontology annotation, cellular component: RNA polymerase II transcription regulator complex. NCBI's taxonomy places the organism in Eukaryota, Metazoa, Chordata, Mammalia, Eulipotyphla, Soricidae. Gene Ontology annotation, biological process: regulation of transcription by RNA polymerase II. Gene Ontology annotation, molecular function: DNA-binding transcription factor activity, RNA polymerase II-specific; RNA polymerase II cis-regulatory region sequence-specific DNA binding. The record is from RefSeq and is a predicted model, not a curated record.